CAGUGAGUGGAGAGUCUCCGCCCAGCCUGCCUAAGGAGCUGACGAGCUCACUGUCCACAGAUGUCAGCUUCGAUGUGGACUCUCAGUUUCCACUGGACGACCUAAACCUUGACCCCCUGACCCUCGACGGCCUGACCAUGCUGAACGACCCCGACAUGAUCCUCGCCGACCCUGCUACAGAGGACGCAUUUCGCCUCGACCGGCUGUAACCAGAGUCGGCACCUCCUUGCACACAAGAAAAAGCCAGAGUGAG
Molecule: messenger RNA, 253 nt
Organism: Nematolebias whitei (Rio pearlfish)
Lineage: Eukaryota; Metazoa; Chordata; Actinopteri; Cyprinodontiformes; Rivulidae
Product: CREB-regulated transcription coactivator 1
Biological process (GO): positive regulation of transcription by RNA polymerase II
Cellular component (GO): nucleus; cytoplasm
Molecular function (GO): cAMP response element binding protein binding
Source: RefSeq, a predicted model, not a curated record